AUAUGUUGUACAGUCGAGUUGAGAGAAGUUUUACUGUUGUAGCAACUAUAAUGGAUUGUGAAAAGAAUAAAUAUAACAUUUUUACUUACACUGUGCACAUCAUAUGACUUAGUCGAACAAAACGUGACAAGAUGUAAUUUAUGUAAAAUCCGAUUUGUCAUUUGAUUUGCUAUUUAAAACGAUUCAAUUUCAAACUGCUUAUCAUUUGACUCAAAGAUAUCUAGCAGUUGACAACUAAAUGGCGGCCACUCUUGCUCACAAAAUGUUUAGCAACGUCAGAGACAGAGGCACAACUAUAGGAGUAAAAGCCUUUAUGAUGAUAAGGACAGCUGCCUCAACCUCGUCGUCUGCCAAAGUAAAAUCUGGAGGCGAAUAUUCUCUGGGAAAUAAUGACGUGUCUUGGAAAACGAAACCGAGAAAUGAAUUGAACGUCACGGCAAAUUCCCCAUCUUGGAUUCAUCAACUUAAUACCCAUGGUUACGCUGUUGUACCAAAUGUUCUUUCCUCUCAGGAAUGUGAUCACAUCAUUGAGCAAGCCUGGGAGUGGCUUUUCAAGCUGGGAACUGGUAUCAACCGCGGAGACCCAAAAACGUGGACAAAUGAGCGGUGGCCAAGUAAUUUCAACGGUAUCAUUCAAAGAUAUCGUAUCGGACAUGCGCCGUUCAUAUGGAAGGCCCGGACAAACCCAAAUGUGAUCGGGGUAUUCAAGGAGAUCUGGGGAACAGGAGAACUGUUGACUAGUUUUGACGCAAUGUGCAUCUUGCGACCGGCUGAGAUGGUUGAAGAUUUAGAGUACACACAAAGCUGGUUCCACACUGAUCAAAGUCCGAAGAAGAAAGGCUUUCAUUGCGUUCAAGGUGUUCUUAACUUGGAAGAGGCUUUUACUGAAGACGCUGGAUUUGCUUGUUAUCCAGGAAGCCACAGUUUACAUCAAGAACUGUUCCAGCGUAACAAUGAAUACAAUUCUGAAAUGGAUUUUAAUAUUAUAUCGAAGGACGACCUAGAAUGGGUGGAACACAACAAAGGUUUAGUUCCGACUCGAAUCCCCGCACCAAAAGGCAGCUUCGUUGUAUUUGAUAGCAGACUACUUCAUUGCAAUGUUCCUGCCAACGUUCCCCGCCAGAACCCAAGAUGGCGGUAUACAUUGUAUAUUUGUAUGACACCACGUGCUUGGGCUGACCAGAAUACUCUGCAGGCUCGAGUUAAAGCGUUCAGAAAUCAGCAAAUGACAACGCAUUGGCCACAUCACCUUGGCUUGUUUCCUGAUGAUCCUGAUUUUCCAAUGUUACCGAAAUUUGAUCUGGGUGAUGUUGGAGAGAAAUUAGUUGGUCUCAAGGAUUAUAGCGGUAAUAAACUUGUUUUAAAAGAUGGGGUCGAAUCUGAAAGUGGAUUUAAGCCGCAUGACCGACCAGCGCUUUGAAAUCGUAUCUUCAAUAUUAUGUACGAUUAGCAACGUUUGAGUUGUCAAAACUGAAAUAUUUUUCCAGUGCUGUAGAAAUGAAUUCACAAAAGGGGGGGGGGGGUUGCUCUUUUUGAAACUGAGAUAACUAAUAGAUCAUGACUCGUGGUAAGACCCAUAUAUUAAUAAACACUAGACUCCUGGAAUAGACUAAUUGUAGUUUUCCAUUAAGCUAAUUAUUCGAUCGAACGAAAUUUUUCGCCUGAUUUUCAAUUGUGAGAAUUUGACCAUACGGGAUUCACUUGACCCCAAUGAAGGCAGAUUUUGACGUUCGGGCUUCGCGAGUGAAAAUAUUGACUCAUCAUGAAAGGCUGAAAAAGAAAUUGAAAAAGUUGAAAAACAACUUGCCUGUAUUUAUCAUGAAACGUUCCAGUGUAAGCCUACACCUAAUUACACGCACCGAAGCUAGCUGCUGGGUUUAUGCACGAGAAGAUGGGGGCUUUUUCACACGAAUGCAUUAGUGUCAGUAAAGUCUUUAUUGUAAAAUCGUAAACUACAAUCAAUAACAAUAUAUUAUAUCGUAAACGAAAGUAAAUUUAUAUAUAUGGUACUAAAGUAUGUAUGGAUGUAUGUAUGACUUUCACGGAAAUUCUAGACCUCAAAAAACUAUACCCUAUUUCCCCUUCGAGAUACUACCCAAGACCUGAAGAAUACUGUAGGAAAAAUAAACCGUUCUUUUGAGGCUGUUUGAUUAAGUUUAGAUUUAAUUGGGGUAAGAAUAGAUUUGAUACAUGUAGAUUCUCGUCCUAUUUUAAUAAUAUCGCUGCUAUUU
This is a messenger RNA of Dendronephthya gigantea, 2231 nucleotides long. RefSeq names its product putative phytanoyl-CoA dioxygenase. The transcript is spliced from 3 exons. The record is from RefSeq and is a predicted model, not a curated record. Bases 239 to 1420 code for a protein of 393 amino acids. NCBI's taxonomy places the organism in Eukaryota, Metazoa, Cnidaria, Anthozoa, Malacalcyonacea, Nephtheidae.